AUGACUGGUAAUCCACCUCGGCCCCAGGGCCGGCCUAGAGCGACCCUAGGCGAUACCGGUCAGAUCUCGCGAUCUAACCAAACGCUGAACACCUUUCUCGGCGGCAACCUUCCUUCGUGGAUGCAAAACAGCAACGCGGCAGCGUCCCUGAACAACAAUGCGGCUGCCGUGCCCCCGACACACAUAUUAUGUCCUCUAUCGGGCAAGGGAAUCAUGGUACGCAAGACCGCCUUAGCCUUGCGCUACAGCCAAGCGUUGCCUCGGCAUCUGUGCCCGCGGCUGCUCCUCCACGCCGACGGCCGUACCACAUUCUCCAAGGCUUGGUGUCGUCCCGGCACAUGCCGCACCCUCUUUCCACGGACUGCUGUGCCGCAUCCCGCGGCUCAGAACAACGGCUUACAGAACCCCAAUCGCUGGAUAACAACUCUCGCUCCCAAAUGCCAAGAGCUCGACUUCGUGAUGCAAAGCGGAGGUGGCUUAGGGGCUCUAGACCCCUCGUUCGAGUUACCAAGGUACACACUUUUGCGACAGAUGCUGCUGCAAGGCGACGUUUUCUCCCUCCUCGUCCAGCAACUCACUUGCCUCGAGGCGUUCAACGUCGCUAGGGCGGCUGAUUUUCUGCGUCUCCCGGCACCCAUAGUGAGGCAUGCAUUGGCAAAGCGAUUUUCCAUUCAAGCUGGACUCUCCCCCGUCGUGGAAGGCAUCGAAAACUACCGUGCGGCAGUUUCUACAUUCUUUCUCCGACUCUCGAAAAAUUGGGACCGUCUACGGGCGGAUGUAGUGCGCCGCGGUACGCCGCUACGUGUCCAGGAACUCGUCGAGGGCCUCGGCAUCCGAACUAACCUCUUCUUGACCCUCUUCUUCACGCUCACCAGGAGGUUGGUUGGGAUCGGCGAUGGGCCAGAGUUGUCAUCCAUUUGCGAACAGGUGACGGCCACCUUUAUUCGCGAGAAGAGUCUGUAUUUUAACCAGAACCUCGCAGUCGCUGAUAAACAGUCUGCCUUGAACGAGAUCGCAAAGAAUUAUGAGUCCUUGGCGGUUAUGGCAAGACGGAAUGCGGCAACCCACCUACAGGAGAAUAAUACUUCUCAUGUCCUCCCAAUCACGAAUCCAUCGCAGCAAACGAACCAAGCACGACCAGGCUAUGCCCAGACAGCUAUAUCUCUCGCCCAAGGGGAAGCGCAUCGCCCUCUAUCCAGGCACCUCAAGAAGUUCGCUAUCCGCAUCCCCCGCGGCACUCCCAACCGAAUUAGCGAGCCCCCAUGCGAUGCAUCCUGGGCCUGGCUUUCAGCAAGUAGCCCCGCCGCCCUACGCCCAUCCCGUGUCAUUACACGGGGUGCAAUCCCCUCCCCAGGCUCCCCAGGGCAUGUGCUGAUGGACACGCCCUACAACCGACCCCCGUCGCGGAUGGUGCCCCCACAGCCAAUUCCCGCGCACAUCCAUGCCUCGCCGCAAGCGCAAAUCUGCGAGGUACCUGAGGAUUCGGCGAAGGUACCAACGGCUGAGGAUUGGACUUUUCGAAAGACAACCUGGCCUUCGUCGUUGUCAAUCACUGUCAAUGGGCAUGGGCAGCCCCAAGUGCCUCGCGAGCAGAAUUUCCAAAGGGCACGGCCAUGCGAAAUCACGCAGUUUGUCAAGAUUGGACUUAAUGAGAUAUCAGUGGUACUCAUGCCGUCUUCUGAGCGCUCCAAGAAGGCUUACUUUGCGGGAGUGGAUCGAGUCGAAACAACCAGUCACUCAGGCAUUAUGCAGAAGGUACUAGAAGACAGCGUGUUGCCCGAUAAGGUCACUAUCGAUACCAUCAAAGCGCGCUUAUCCAUCAACGCGCUAGAUGACAACGGCAGCCAGGAGGUCUUCGCCGACCAGGAACUCUACAUCAGCCUGGUGGACCCGGUCAGCUUCCAGCGGGUCAAGAUUCCAUGCCGCGGUGCCAACUGCCGCCACCUCGACCCGUUUGAUCUAUCGAACUGGUUGGAGUCGCGGCCCACGAAGAAAACGUGCCUCCAUGCUCUCACGGGCCCUGCACACUGGACAUGCGAAGGGGAUGCGCGACCGCCCAACAUCGUGGUGGACGGGUUUUUAAAGGGCGUACUCGACUCGCUCGCCGAACAGGGGUUGGAGGAUGUCAGAGCAAUCUACGUGGACGUGCACGGGAACUGGCGGGUUAAGGAGGAGGAGCCACCUGUCGGUGAAGAUAGCGACGACGACGGCCCACCACCGAAACGACACGCUUCAGCUAUGAUGAAAAGGAGUGCGGCUACUCGUGCAGUUGGGGACGUUAUUGUUAUUGACGAUGACUGA
This is a messenger RNA of Parascedosporium putredinis, 2301 nucleotides long. The record is from the annotation of a GenBank genome assembly. NCBI's taxonomy places the organism in Eukaryota, Fungi, Ascomycota, Sordariomycetes, Microascales, Microascaceae.